CUCGUACUAAGCUCCGUCUGACCACCAUCAUUCAAUCAACUACAUCAUUUUACUGAACCACUCAAAUCAUUCCAAUACCAUCCAAACACCGACACCCGAUUUCUAUUGAUCAUGCCAAAGUCCCUCACCAAGGUUGUGUACAAGCCCGACACUCAGUCGACAGACGAGUUUACUGUCAUUGUUAAUCCAACAGAGUACAAGAAAUGGAAAGCAGGAGACAGAACGAUCCCUCUAGCUGAGGUAGUGGAUUCUUUCAAAGUGUUCUACUCCAAUCAAGGCGCACAGGGCAUUCUGGGUACGCCUUCAAAACAACAACUUGACACUGUCUUUGGCACGACAAAAGAUGUCGAUGUCAUGACGCAGAUUUUGGAGAAGGGGAAAGAUCAGCCUGGAAAUGGGUUCACUUCUGGAACGGCGUCCACAAAUGUCGCACGCGGAAGCUUCACCAUCGACAACAAGGGCAAGGGGAUGUCAGGGAUAUAA
Messenger RNA from Suillus bovinus, 483 nucleotides. RefSeq names its product DUF1960-domain-containing protein. The record is from RefSeq and is a predicted model, not a curated record. The transcript is spliced from 5 exons. Lineage: Eukaryota; Fungi; Basidiomycota; Agaricomycetes; Boletales; Suillaceae. Bases 112 to 483 code for a protein of 123 amino acids.